AUGUCUGACAACGAUGAAGUCGAGGUUCAAAACCCGACCGUGGGUAACCUCGAUGUCCUUCCCAAAGAAGUCACUGCAGAGAUUGGGAGUGUCAAGUUGUUCAAUAAAUGGAGUUAUGAAGAUGUUGAAAUCAGGGACAUUUCAUUAACUGAUUACAUCCAAAUCCGAGCCCCAGUCUACAUCUCACACUCAGCUGGUCGAUAUGCGGCGAAGCGAUUCCGAAAAGCACAAUGCCCCAUCAUUGAACGCCUUACCAACUCUCUCAUGAUGAACGGUCGCAACAAUGGCAAGAAAUUGAUGGCUAUCCGUAUCGUCGCUCAUGCCUUCGAAAUUAUCCACAUCAUGACGGACCAAAACCCUAUCCAAAUUGCCGUCGACGCCAUAGUCAACUGCGGGCCCCGAGAAGAUAGCACACGUAUUGGUUCGGCUGGUACUGUGCGCCGACAAGCUGUCGAUGUAUCACCUCUGCGACGGGUCAACCAAGCGAUCGCCCUUCUUACAAUCGGAGCCAGAGAGGCAGCUUUCAGGAACGUCAAGAGUAUUGCGGAGUGUCUUGCAGAAGAGUUGAUCAAUGCGGCGAAGGGCAGCUCGAAUUCAUAUGCCAUCAAGAAGAAGGACGAGCUAGAGCGUGUGGCUAAGAGCAAUCGGUAA
Endocarpon pusillum Z07020 is the source of this 651-nucleotide messenger RNA. Its product is annotated as 40S ribosomal protein S5. The transcript is spliced from 3 exons. The record is from RefSeq and is a predicted model, not a curated record. Gene Ontology annotation, cellular component: cytosolic small ribosomal subunit; ribosome. Gene Ontology annotation, biological process: ribosomal small subunit assembly; translation. Gene Ontology annotation, molecular function: mRNA binding; rRNA binding; structural constituent of ribosome. Bases 1 to 651 code for a protein of 216 amino acids. Lineage: Eukaryota; Fungi; Ascomycota; Eurotiomycetes; Verrucariales; Verrucariaceae.